This is a messenger RNA of Ectocarpus siliculosus, 4290 nucleotides long. The record is from the annotation of a GenBank genome assembly. Lineage: Eukaryota; Phaeophyceae; Ectocarpales; Ectocarpaceae.
AUGCGUUGGGGACACAGCCUGCACACGGUUACGCGUGAGGCUAUGGAAGAGCCGUGGCGCGGAGAUCCAACUCGUCGGGGGCGAGGACCAGCGGCUUUGGUCACAGUGCGUCACCCAGAGCGAAAACACGGACGGGAACGGCAUCAGGGUGGGAGGCAGGGGGGGAAGGGUUCGACUCUCCUCCGCACCGCCCCAGAGGUUCUCCCCGAUGCUGCUGCUGCUGCUGCUGCGAUGAAACUGUCGGUCGCACCUGCCCAUGGUGGGGUUGGCGACACCGCCACCGGCCAACCCGUUUCUCGUGAGAUGAAAGGGUCAGCGGGCACGGCAAAGGUGGCAGGGCGGGUGGUGACCGGGAAAGGAAGAGCGGGGUGCGGCAGCAGGGUGGCGAGGCUUGGAUCGGCGCUGGACAACGUCGAGACGCGCGCGGACGAGGCUAGGGGGCGGAGCGGCAGGGGAGUCAGAGCCAGCUCUGGGCAAAGGCUGAACCUGCCGUGCACAAAACGGCAUGUCAAGAUCGUCAGAGCUAUAACUGUCGGCGACGCUAGUGCGGCGGCAGGCAAUGGCGUCGGUGGCGUCGGUGGUGGUGGUGGUACCAGAGGCACCAAUGGCUCGGGGCCCUACCCCUGCACGCCAAAGUCGAGCAGCGGAGGCAAACAGGUGAACACCAUAAGCCCAUCGCCAGCGUUGUCACAAGCAACCGCAACAGCAGCGACGGCAGCACCACCACCAUCACCGGUGUCAGCAGGCGUAGGCACGGCCGUAGCAGUGGCCCCGAUAGAAGGCGCGGUUUCGCUCAGGACUGUGGGAAAGACCGUCGCCUUCUUGGCUAACCUGGCCUCGCCGUCUGCGGCAGGGCGAGACGGCGAUGGCGGUGUCUUCGGCGGGGGCGGAAAAACUGCCGGUGUGAGCGGGACGGGGUCUGCGUACGGGCCGAGGCAGUGCUGGUACAGCGCCGCGGCCGCCAAGCAGAUAUCGGACGAGGCCCACGAGGGGCAGGACAGCGCGGAGGAGGAAGGACAGGCGGCGCUGGAGCUGGAGCGUCGCCUCCACGCCCCCCCCGCCAUCCAGUUCGUCACUGAGACCCGCCGAGGUGGCUUCAACAAGGGGUCGACCAUCACGUACGGCUCAACGAUAACUCUCCAGGCGUUCCACGGAGGUAUUCUUUGCUUCAACAACAAGGGAAAGGCCCAAGCUUCGGCCUUGGGGGCGCAGCCGAACGCGCUGCUGACCGUGUGGAACUUGCAGGACCUUCAGAGCAAGGGCCCCGUGAGGUACGGCGACGUGCUGUUACUCCAAAUGGGUCGACACGAGGUGAUGGGGUCCUCCCUCAUCAUGCACAAGGAGCCAGAGACGCCGGGGAGCACGCACAGCUCGAAACGGUCGGGAGGGGUUGGAUCACAAGCGUCGGCCGGGGGUGUGACCGGAGAGCAACAAACGGAAGACGCGACGCGGAAUCGGACAUCCGCAGGGUCGAGAGCGGGCCCUUCGAAAUCUUCGUCGGGCGGCAGCGGGGGCUCCGCGGGUGGGGGCGUGGGUGCUGCCGUUGGUAACCCCGUGGCGGUGCCCUUCCGGGGGAAGAACAUGGACAAGGCCAAGCACACGGGGCGAUGGGUGAUUUUCCACAAGGACGACCCCGAGGCUACCCAAGGGUCGGAAGUGUGUCACCUCGACCGGGUGGUGCUGAUGCAGACCUGGCUGUCCCUGGCGUCCGACAGGCCCGCAGACGCGUGCCUCAAGCAGUGCGGCUCCGUGGACGACCACUGCUCCCGGCAACAGCACCAGUCGCGGUCGUCAACGGCGGGGAGGGAAAGAAGCGACGGCGGCGUUAGUGGACGGGGAGGAGGGGGACGGACGGGAGCGCGAGGCGACGGGGCCGGGGAACAAAGAGGUUCCAGACAGGACGUGGUUGUCGCCAAGAGCGUGUUCGCCGUUCGGCCGGAGUGCGGCUGGGUUAUCAGCGGCGUGGAAGACUCCGGGUCCGGAAAGCGCACCGGCGGUGGCGGCGGCGCGGGUGGGAGAAGCAGCUCGGCGACGCUGCUCGAGGGGGCGGCGACGCGGCAGCUGCGACGAAGCAAAAGCGCGAGGCUGAUCACAGCGACGAGUGUCAUCCUUCAGAUGAGAUCCAACGGGCAAUCGAUCGUCCGAAGGGCACAGGAAAUCUUCGACGAGACGCAGAGGCGGCGGCUGGCCUGCCUGAGGCAGAAGCUCCUCCGGACCUUCCGCAGGGAGCGGUCGAGGAACUGGCUGCCCAAGCGCGGUGGCGACCGGCAGCUCAGCAUCGUGUACGGCCCCUCGAGCCCGUGGGGCAAGCGGGAGGCCCUUCGCCUCCAGCGCGAGCAACAUAAGCAAUUCGAGAAGGUUACGGCGAAGGCUAAGAUCGUGGGCGACAUCCGCAACCCCACGCCCUUCGAAGUAACCCGGGCGGAGAACGGUGCUCUGGCAACCGAAGCCAAGGUGAAACAGGAAGUAUGGGACGCGCUGCUGAAGCGCUACGGAUACCAGGAGGUGACGGACAUGCUCGCCCUGAUGCACUCGGCGUCGGUCAUCCGGAGGGCCGUCCGGGCGAUGCGGCAGCGGAAGUGGACGAGGAAGAUGGCGAAGAUAGACCCGGAGAUGGUGGAGAAGGUCGAACGCCUCAGAAAGAUCCAGGAACAACGCAAGGCCAAGAUGAACGGCGGCGGGGUGAGCGCGACCUCGAGCGGCCGAGGCGUAGACUCGGCACCGUCGGUGACGAACGGCGAGGAUGAGCCGAGGGACGACCACGCUAUCGCCGCGACCGGCCCCGCUUCCGCCGGGACCGCUGGUGCUGCUGCUGCUGCUGCUGUCGCCGCCCCCUCCGCCCCCGCUAGCGUCACCGCGACCGCCGACCGCGGCGCUCAACGGCCGUCUCGCCCCUACGAGGCUCUGCUGGCGGGGUCUUUGGAGAAGUUCGAGGGUGAUCAUCGUCACGGACACGGUGGCGGGGAUGGCGGCGGCAGUGGCGACGCUACGGCGAAAGCAUCCGGAGGGAGUCUGACGCGGGGUGCCCGAGGCGGGCGACCGUUGUCUUCGGGCGGUAAACCUAGGUUCAAUACCAUCGGAGGUCGAGGGAAGGACGCCGAAAGGGAGGAGAGCUGCAGGGAGAAGGAGCGACAGACUCGGGCGAAGGCGCGGCCGAAAACUGCGGGGGAAGGGUCCGGAGGAGUACAGGGCGUCCUCGCGAGGAUGGGCGGAUACGAGAAGUCUGUUUUUCGAGAGUUCGGCGGCGAUGGCCGGGGCGGCGCCGUUGACCAGCAACUGUCGCGCGACGUGGUCCUUUUAGAGGACCUCCGUGGCACGCUGACACAGGUUAUGGCGUGGGAUCUCACCCAGGGGGGAGCGGGAACUGACCCUGCCGCUGCCGGAUCCGUCGCCGCCGGCCACGGCACCGGGGGAAACACCCAAGAAAAGGGGGUCUCCCCUGACAGCUCUCUCGUUGACGAGUCGCCGGUGGCCAAGAACCACCACGCAGCGUCGAGGCUGUCGGGAGUAGCAGCAGUCAAGACGAACGGGAAAGAUAGGCGGGCUAGCGCCAGCUCUUCGGGGUUGGAGGUCAGCGAGAGGAACGUCGGAGGAGCCGGCGACGAAAACCUUGUGGAGCACGUCCCGGUGACCCUUGCGGGACAUCACGUCGACGGCUCGGACGAAUUUUUACGCCACACCGGUGAAGAUCCCGGGGCAUCGCCGACAGCAACACGGCAGCGUUCGGCCUGUCCUCGUGGAAGACGAGUCGUCGGCGGAGGCGGUAGCGGCGCUGCUGAGGACGCGAACUGGUCUGCUAGCACAAGCGACGAUGCCGGCAGCACGUCGACAGCGGCCAGCGCGGCCAGCGCGAGGAGCUGCAAGAGGCGAACCCCUCCCGCCCCGCUUACCGACGACGAGCGCAUGAGCAUGCUCCAACACAUCAGACCUUCGGUGUUUGGCGAGCCGACCGCGUUCAGCCAACGGCGCCGUGCAGCGGUGACUGCCGCUCGCCCGCGAUCUGCCGCAGCCGGGGCCGUCGAACACUCUGGGCAUCGACGAGGCAUCCCGGGUGGUAACCACCACCAGCCCCCCCGUGCAUCAACAGCCCGAAGGACGUCGCGUAGAGGAGAAUCAGACUCAGUAUACCGGGGUAGCGGAAUCGGGGCUCCGAAGCACAGAGGUAUUCUGGUCCACGACGGCUGGGUCGCCGGGCAGGGCGAGCCAUCGUCGUGCGCGUUUUCGACUUCGACGGGAGCAACACCGGCUUCGGAAAGUCGACCGCGAAGCCUCACCUGCCGGCGACUCUAA